CGAACCUUAACUCUCUUCUCUACCAAGGAUUUUCAACAGAGAGGUAUUUCGAAAGAGUUUACGAUCACGCUGCGCAAAGAAUUAAGGGAUAAAUAACCACGAUCGGUAUAAGAAUGACUCUGGUUGCGGGAUCAGGAACGUCUACAUUGAACCCCAAUGCCCCUCUCUUUGUCCCAGCUGUUUAUCGCCAAGUAGAGGAUUUCUCACCAGAAUGGUGGCAACUAGUGACGACAACGGCAUGGUACGAGGACUACUGGAUCAGCCAGCACCAGGAUGACUUCUACAACAACACCGAGAAUGAUGUCUCCGAUGGCAACGACAUCGCCGAUUGGCUCGAGGAUACUUUUGACCCUGUCACCAACGAAGAUCUCCAGUUCGAGGAGUUCGAAGGAUACUUUUGACCCUGGCAAGGAGGCUGUUGCUGUUGUUGAUGAUGAAAAUGGUGCAGGGGUUGAUGAAAGUGAACAGAAGAAAAAGAAGAAGAAAAAGAAGAAGAAGAAGAAGAAGAACAAAGACAGUGAGGAAACUGUUGUUGUCGUUGAUAGUG
This is a messenger RNA of Hibiscus syriacus, 547 nucleotides long. Its product is annotated as protein EARLY RESPONSIVE TO DEHYDRATION 15-like. The transcript is spliced from 2 exons. Bases 114 to 401 code for a protein of 95 amino acids. Lineage: Eukaryota; Viridiplantae; Streptophyta; Magnoliopsida; Malvales; Malvaceae. The record is from RefSeq and is a predicted model, not a curated record.